AUGGCUUGCCUAUCCAACAAUACUCUUCCUCAGCCUCCUCCAAACGAUGGCAGACACGACAAGUCAAAGACAAAUAUGCCGUCAAUGCAAAAGUACAAGGUUGCAGUAGACCGUACUUUUCCCAACGGAAGAGUGCUGGGUAUUGACAUUAUCCCCGCUCAACCACCCAAAGGUGUCUCGACCAUUCAAGGAAAUUUCCUCUCACCAGCUAUACAGGAGGAAGUAAAGAGGUUUCUGCGCGAAUCUGAUCGAGGACGGAUCAAACAGGAGCCAUCCUUUAUCGCAGAGGAGGGAGAAGACCAGAUGACGGAGGAAGAUCUUGAACAGAGCUCGAGGAGCUACCUCGAGCUUGAGAAGAGAGCCGACGUGGAAACCUCGAGCCAUGCUGUUUCAGCCGCGCAAAAAACAAGGGGAGGCAGGUCUGGGACUGGCAAGGUGGACAGCGGAAUGGUGGAUGUUGUGCUCAGCGAUAUGUCCGAACCCUGGGAGCAGACAGAAGGCUUUUGGAAGAGGAGUCUGAGUGACCCGUAUUAUAGGAUGAUGAAUACGAGCGGCGUGAGCUUCAGAGAUCAUGCCGGUAGUAUGGUAAAAGCAAUACCGACCUUGUACACUCUAGAAAGCUAA
Molecule: messenger RNA, 624 nt
Organism: Letharia lupina
Lineage: Eukaryota; Fungi; Ascomycota; Lecanoromycetes; Lecanorales; Parmeliaceae
Exons: 2
Coding region: 1-624 (207 amino acids)
Biological process (GO): methylation
Molecular function (GO): methyltransferase activity
Source: RefSeq, a predicted model, not a curated record